UAUUAGAUAGCGGUUGGCGACUAAAAGCUGAAUAGAGAUUUCAUACAUACUACUACUACAGUUUGAAGCAGAAUCAAUCAAUAAUGGCGAUUCCUCUUGGAAUGUCCUCAACCUUCUUAUUCAGAGUCGAUGCCACGAUGAUGACGAAGACGACGACGUCGUUUCCGUCUUCUUCUCCGUCGCUGCUGCGGCGGCGCUCCUUCUCCGUCGCUGCAACGGCGACGACGGAGAAAACAACAGCGAAGCGAGAGCCAAGAGGAAUCAUGAAGCCACGGAGAGUGUCUCCAGAAAUGCAGGAUUUCCUCGGCGGAGUACCUGAAAUCGCUAGAACUCAAGUGCUAAAGGAGAUUUGGGCUUACAUCAAACACCAUAAUCUUCAGGAUCCAGAGAAUAAGAAGAUUAUAAUAUGUGAUGAUAACCUCAAGAAGAUAUUCAGUGACAAGGAACAGGUAGGGUUUCUAGAGAUUGCAAAGCUCAUUGGUCCACACUUUCUGUAGAUUUCUGUAUUUCCCUAUCAAAUUAAACAUUAAAUGUAUAAUUCAUAUUCAAGUUCAGGAUUUAGUUUGAUUCAACUUAUUGGUUUAGUUAUGUUUUAUA
Impatiens glandulifera is the source of this 597-nucleotide messenger RNA. RefSeq names its product upstream activation factor subunit UAF30-like. The record is from RefSeq and is a predicted model, not a curated record. The coding region runs from base 84 to 497 and encodes 137 amino acids. The transcript has 2 exons. Gene Ontology annotation, cellular component: nucleus. Lineage: Eukaryota; Viridiplantae; Streptophyta; Magnoliopsida; Ericales; Balsaminaceae.